Coccomyxa subellipsoidea C-169 is the source of this 723-nucleotide messenger RNA. Its product is annotated as ribose-5-phosphate isomerase. Gene Ontology annotation, biological process: pentose-phosphate shunt, non-oxidative branch. The transcript has 5 exons. Lineage: Eukaryota; Viridiplantae; Chlorophyta; Trebouxiophyceae; Coccomyxaceae. Gene Ontology annotation, molecular function: ribose-5-phosphate isomerase activity. Bases 1 to 723 code for a protein of 240 amino acids. The record is from RefSeq and is a predicted model, not a curated record.
AUGGCCACAGCAGAGGUGAAGCUUAGUCAGGACGAAUUGAAAAAGCAAGCUGCAUGGAAAGCUGUCGAGUACGUGACGAGUGGCAUGAAGUUGGGCCUUGGGACUGGGUCCACAGCAGCCUUCGCCGUUGACAAGAUCGGGCAGUUGCUCAAGGAUGGUACCUUGAAGGACAUUGUAGCCGUCCCGACAUCCAUCCGCACCUACGAGCAAGCCCUCAGUCUGGGCAUCCCACUGGCAACUCUGGAUGAGGUGUCUGAGCUGGACCUGGCGAUCGAUGGCGCUGAUGAGGUGGACCCCAACCUGCACGUCGUUAAGGGCCGCGGAGGAGCCCUGCUGCGUGAGAAGAUGGUGGAGCUUGCCUCCAAGAAAUUUGUGUGCAUUGUGGACGAGUCAAAGCUCGUGGAGGGCCUGGGCGGCAGCAAAGAUGCGAUGCCUGUGGAGAUAGUGCAGUUCUGCUGGAAGUACAACCUCAACCGGCUGCAGAACCUCCCAGAGCUCACCGGCAAUGUGGCCAAGCUGCGAAUGGACGGCGACAAGCCUUAUGUCACAGACAACUCCAAUUACAUCGUGGAUCUGUACUUUGAGGACCCCAUCAAGGACCCCCACGCUGCUGCAGAGGCCAUCAGCAAGCUCACAGGAGUGGUGGACCAUGGGCUCUUCCUGGACAUGGUGGAUGUGUGCAUCGUUGCGCGCUCGAAUGGCAUUGAGGUCAUGGAGAAGUGA